This is a messenger RNA of Oncorhynchus nerka (sockeye salmon), 3100 nucleotides long. RefSeq names its product nucleoporin p58/p45. Gene Ontology annotation, molecular function: structural constituent of nuclear pore. Bases 537 to 2321 code for a protein of 594 amino acids. Gene Ontology annotation, cellular component: nuclear pore. Gene Ontology annotation, biological process: nucleocytoplasmic transport. The record is from RefSeq and is a predicted model, not a curated record. NCBI's taxonomy places the organism in Eukaryota, Metazoa, Chordata, Actinopteri, Salmoniformes, Salmonidae. The transcript is spliced from 14 exons.
AUUCUUGUUAGGCAUUACUCCACCACCUAUUUUACUAUUUGCACAUAUUCUGUAAUCGUUCCAUCGUGACACAUGUAUGUAUUUAAAACCCGUUCUCAAACUGACAAAUAAUUAAAGCGAAUUUUUACUUCUUCAAAAACAUGAUAGCAAUCGCUAGAUGUCCCCAUAUGACCGUCCAAUCUGCCAAGUCCUCCAGUAUCCCAGCAGGCCACAAUAACCGGAAAGUACAUUGAGGGUAAAGCGCGGAUUCGGAAAAAACAGUUUUGAGAAGGAAGCUAACAUUUUAGUGCUGUUUAACUAUAUGCAUAACGGAUUAAUUACCUUUCAGAUCGCUGUAAAUGUGUAUACGUUACUAAGCGUGUGAGUUUAAAUCGCCGAAUAGUAUGUUUUUAUUUUCUUUCACGUUACCAUGACUUCGUAGCCACAGUCACACUGGCCUGCACGCGGGCGUUCGUGCCUUUCAAAGCUAGCUAACAGCUAUCGAACAGUCAGUUAGAUAAAGUUUGACUAACUAGAAACUUGGUUGUUGCUUAAAAAUGUCAGGCUUUAAUUUCGGAUCCGGAUCUAUUGGUUCCACCAACGCUGGCGGAGGGUUUUCGUUUGGAGCCGCUGCCAGUACCCCAGCUGCAGCAGGUACAGGUGGGUUUACUCUGGGUGGAGCUCUGGGUGCUACAGCCCCAGCCUCCACCACCACCACCUCUUCUCUGGGCCUGGGCGGGUCACUAUUCUCACAAAAACCUACUGGGGGGUUCUCCUUUAACACUCCUGCCUCAGGUGCCCCAGCAGCCUCUACAGCCCCUACCACGGGCUUCAGUAUGACCUUCAAUAAACCCUCUGCCUCGGCCCAACCCUUCUCCCUCACUGCAGCCUCCUCAGCUCCCACAGGGGCAGGACUGACACUAGGCUCAGUCCUCACCUCCACUGCGCCACAGCAAGGAGCCACAGGAUUCUCUCUCAACCUAGGGGGUGUGGCCGCAAGUACAGCCCCAUCCACAGGUCUAUCGCUGGGUUCCAGUAUGUUCUCUAACAUGGCUACUACUGGUCUGAGUCAGUCCACUCUUGGAGGACUGGGGUUUGCGUUAGGUUUGGGCCAGACCACUCUCGGAUCAGGGGGGUUGACGUUAGGUUCCCUGGCCUCUACUUCCACGGCGGUGUCAGCGGCCCCCAGCCUUGGACUGGGAGGAGUUGACUUCAGCACCUCCUCAGAGAAGAAAAGCGACAAAUCAUCAGGGGCCAGCCCACAAGACAGUAAAGCUUUGAAAGAUGAAAAUUUGCCUCCAGUCAUCUGUCAGGAUGUAGACAACUUCCAGAAGUUUGUGAAGGAGCAGAAGCAGGUUCACGAGGAGAUCAGCAGGAUGUCAUCUAAAGCCAUGCUGAAGGUUCAGGACGACAUCAAGAGUCUCAAACAGCUGCUGUCUGUCAGCGCUUCGGGACUACAGAGAAACGCCCUGGCUAUAGACAAACUGAAGAUGGAGACUGCGCAGGAGUUGAAGAAUGCAGACAUAGCUCUGCGGACUCAGAAGACUCCCCCUGGACUCCAGCACGACAACACAGCUCCCUAUGAUUAUUUCCGGUGUUUAGUGGAACAGUUUGAGGUUCAGUUGCAGCAGUACAGACAGCAGAUAGAGGAACUGGAGAAUCACCUUACUACACAGGGCAGUGGAUCACACAUCACACCACAGGAUCUGUCACUGGCCAUGCAGAAGUUGUACCAGACGUUUGUGGCUCUGGCUGCUCAGCUCCAGUCAGUACACGAGAACGUCAAGACCCUGAAGCAGCAGUACCUGGGAUACCGCCGGGCCUUCCUGGAGGACUCCACGGACGUCUUCGAGUCCAAGCGGGUGGCCAGUAAGAAGUGGCAGAGUGCCCCACGCAUCACCACUGGCCCCGCCCCCUUCAGCAGCAUCCCCAAUGCGGCGGCGGUCGCCAUGGCAGCCACCCUGAGCCAGCAGCAGCAGCCCGGCCCAGGGAGCCAGGUGUCCCUGGGGUCUGGCUUGGGAAACCCCUUUGCCUUGGGAGUGGGCUCUAGCUUGGGCACCUCAGGUCUCGGAGUGUUUGGUGGGGGUCCAGGUUUCGGGGGGGUAGCGACGGGGGGCUCCUCAUUUGGUUUCUCCUCAGCCAGCAAGCCCUCGGGAGGGAGCCUGAGUGCAGGUUUUGGAAGCAACAGUAGUUCAGGGUUUAACUUCAGUAGCCCCGGCCUCAACGCGUCUGCAGGCCUGACGUUUGGCGUGUCCAACCCUCCCGCCACGGGCUUCGGCACUGGAGGUCCACUGCUGCAGCUCAAGAAGCCCCCGGUGGGAAACAAGAGGGGCAAGAGAUAGAGGGGCAAAGGGAACGGUUAGGAUUUGGGGAGGGUAAGCUGAUCCUAGAUCUGUGACUUCCAGAACUGUCCAAGGUUGUUUAAUGGGUCACAGUCCAUGUAGGUGGAUUUGGGAGGGUACGUUUAUUCUAGACCUGUGCCUAAGGGCGACUUCUAGAGCUGUCCAGGGGAGGUCGGGGUGUAACAGUCUGUCCCAGAUCUUUAUUUUUAUACCUGACGGGGGAGCAGAGGGUUUGAGGGAGGGGGGUUAUGCAGGACCAGGGUGGAGGGAAUGAGGAGAGGGAGUCCUCAAGCAGAAAAAAAGAUCAGCACAUUUGGAUAAGGUUCAUAACCUGUGUUUUGUUCUUUUUAAAUGUCCUCAUUAUUGUUUCAUCAUGAUUGCUUAGUUUUUGUAGAGUUUUUAUUUUAUACUCUUUGUAAGUGUUUGUUGUGUGUGUAAGGAUGCAUGCAAGGGAGAGAACUGGCUGUGCUGAAUGUCCCACACAGCCUCAAAUUAGAACCUGAAAGGGCACCAGAACACACCAAACAUGCACAAACACAUACGUACAUUUCCUGUCAAGUGUGAAUUUAUGCAGUGUGUGUGUGUGUGUGUGUCAAUAGACCGUGGUGUUGUUUUAGAGCUGGUGGAUGAUGAGGGUAUUACGGUCUGUGCUUUUCCGUUGUCUAUUCUGAUUCUCUCUGUUACCAAAUAGUGAUGUCAUCCUGUUCUAUUCAUUUGAGUUGAUGAGUGUAAAUCUGUAUUUUCAAACAUCAGUUUAAUAAUAAAAUUCCUGAUGUUGA